Saccharomycodes ludwigii is the source of this 1866-nucleotide messenger RNA. Its product is annotated as alpha-mannosyltransferase. Bases 1 to 1866 code for a protein of 621 amino acids. Gene Ontology annotation, molecular function: alpha-1,2-mannosyltransferase activity. NCBI's taxonomy places the organism in Eukaryota, Fungi, Ascomycota, Saccharomycetes, Saccharomycodales, Saccharomycodaceae. Gene Ontology annotation, cellular component: Golgi apparatus. The transcript has a single exon. Gene Ontology annotation, biological process: mannan biosynthetic process. The record is from RefSeq and is a predicted model, not a curated record.
AUGAGAUUUGAAGAAGGUGGUACUCCCAGUCAAUCAUCACAAUUCGAAGAAUAUAAAAAUUCGCUACUAAAUUGGUAUAAAGAUACAACAAGCAAUGAUGCUGUUGUUUAUGAAGAACUGGCAGGCAAUGCUGGAUCUACCACCAUAUAUGCCAAUAAACUAUCUGACAAAACACAUGCUUUUUUUGAAAACGUCAUCGACUUAGUCGUACAAUAUGGGCCACACGGCUCGACCUUUCGUAAAUACAACUCUGAAUGUAAUUUUAAAAAAGAUAUAGGCUACAGACCAGAACAUUACCACGAUUGGGACCAACUAAGCUUCUACAAUCUAUCUAAUUGUUUAAAAAUGUCGGGUAAAGAUAAGGAAAUGUUAAAAGACGCACACUUAGAAUAUACAAAUGCACUAACUAAACUAAGAUUACCGGAAACUACAUAUAAUGGCGGCAAUGGAAUUGUUAUUGUUGGUGGUGGUAAAUUCUCUGUGUUGGCUUUGAAUUUAAUUAUUAAUUUGAGAAAAACUGGAACGAAAAUAUUGCCUGUAGAGGUACUAAUACCGCCAAAAAGUUCAUCAGCAUCCUCCCAUGAAAACCAAGACAAAGAUUUUUGCGAAAGUUUAUUGUUACACCAUAAGGAAUUCAAUGCCAAAUGUAUUUAUUUUGAUAAAAUUUUUUCUCGUGAUUUAAUAGAGAAGAAUAAAAUUGAAUUUAAGGGCUACCAAUAUAAAAGUAUAGCUAUUUUGGCAUCGAGCUUUUCUAAUUUGUUGCUAUUAGAUGCAGAUAAUACACCAAUAAAAUCGUUAGACCAUGUCUUUGACAGUAAAAUCUUUCAGGACACGGGGUUAAUCAUGUGGCCCGAUUUCUGGAGAAGAACCACCUCUCCAGAUUAUUAUUACAUAGCCGAUAUCGAAAUAAAUAUAAAUAAAAGAGUAAGAAACUGUUUAGACAAUCUAACCCCCGUGGAAGUAUAUAGCGAUAGCACUGCUGAGAAUAAAAAUGUUCCAUAUCAUGACUUCCUAAACACCAUACCUGAUCCAUCAACCGAGUCGGGCCAAUUGAUGAUCAAUAAAUUGGUCCAUCUACCUACAAUAUUGUUGUCCUUUUAUUAUAACGUAUAUGGCCCAUCAUGGUAUUAUCCACUUUUUUCACAAGGGCGCUCAGGCGAAGGUGACAAGGAAACAUUUAUAGCAGCUGCCCAUUUUUAUAAUUUACCAUAUUAUCAGGUCAAGACCAUGAUUGACACUGAUGGAUAUCAUAAACACGAUGGCAGUGGGUAUAGAAGUGUUGCGUUGUAUCAACAUGAUUUUAUUCAGGAUUAUGAAUUGUAUAAAUUGGCCAAAAAAGAUAUAGAAAAAAAAUAUGGUAAAAGGGGUAACGGUGCGGUCAAAUUUGAUCCAAACUAUUCUUUUGAAAACUUCUACAACAAAUAUUUCCAUAACGAGAAAGUGCAAGGUGGAGAUUCCGGUACUAAUACGGACAAGAAGGAUAUAGAUGUCAUGUUUAUCCACUGCAAUUUACCUAAAUUUGAUCCCUAUGAAUUAUAUAGCAAUAAAGAAUUUCAAGACUUGCAAAAAGAUCAAGAUGAUAAUACUUUCAACAAAAAUAGUCAACUACAAUUCCGUAUUUUUGAAAAAUUGGAUAAAUUAAAUAAUUUUGACAUAGAACUGGAAAUAUUUGAUAAUUACAAUAAAUACUUAUGUGAUCCACAGCAUCUGAUACAAUUUGAUUAUUUGACCAAAAAGUUAAAGUAUGGUGAUCAGGAAGAUGGUGAUAUUACCACUAGUUCCACUAGAAAUGGUGAUCUGGAGUGGUUAAAAAUGUGUAAAUACAUCAAAAAUAGAUUAUUGUUUUUGAAAAACACACCUAUAUAA